Cinara cedri is the source of this 447-nucleotide messenger RNA. The record is from the annotation of a GenBank genome assembly. NCBI's taxonomy places the organism in Eukaryota, Metazoa, Arthropoda, Insecta, Hemiptera, Aphididae.
UCUCGGGUUCAAAUAAAUUUCGGAUUUCCGAGUGGGCGGUGCAUCGUUUGUGUGGAGCGUUUGAACGGUGCUCCGCCACGUGCCGUGCCGGUUUCGAAAUCGAAAUGCGGAAUAUCCCGUCGGCUCCCGGGGGACAGUUGACGUCGCACGCGGCGCCCCCGUACGAGCAACGCCAAGCGUACGUCGCUUGGCAGUGUCAUCGCGGCGAAACGCUCGUGCUCGGACCGCGUACGCGUACGCGAAAACGCGUGCGCGCCGCGACGCUCGGACCGAUAUCGCCGCGAUACCGUUGCAUUGUUAGUGUCGUCCGUGCGGUAAUGCGGUUUUCGGGUGUCCCGUUACGGCCGGACGUUGCGGGUCCCGCUGACGAAGACCCGUUACGGUCGCGUCUCGGGGCGUACGCGACAACGCGUUUUGGUACGCGCACCACGCGUAGGGUACGGGCAG